AACUGUUCCUGUCGUCUCUUCUGCUGUCAUCUCUUACCUCAGUCCGUGACUCAUAUUUGACUAUUAUUCUUCUUUUUUUUCCUACGACGACGUUGACCAUAUGAGAAAACAGCCGUUAGGUUGAUAAAAAAUGAGCGCGGGUGGGAGUUUUAGGACGCUGCGGCUGCUGGUUAUGGUGAGCCUGUGUGUGUUCAUCAGCUUCUCAGCAGCAGCAGCAUCAUCAUCUCCUGCUCAGGAGAAGGACAGUGCCAUGGAGAACAUCGUUACAGAGAAGAAGGCUGAGGAGAGUCACAGACAGGACAGCGCAGACCUGCUCAUCUUCAUCCUGCUCCUCACCCUCACUAUCCUCACUAUCUGGCUCUUCAAGCACCGGCGCUUCAGGUUUCUGCAUGAAACCGGACUGGCCAUGAUUUACGGCCUCAUCGUGGGGGUGAUCUUACGUUACGUCGUUCAGGUCCCUCGGGAUGCCAGCGUGGUCUCGACAAACUGUUUUGUUAACGCCAGCCCCGCCACCCUGCUGGUUAAUGUCAGCGGGAAAUUUUAUGAGUACACUUUGAAAGGGGAGAUCAGCGCCAAUGAGGUGAACGACGUGAAAGACAACGAAAUGCUGCGCAAGGUCACGUUUGACCCUGAAGUUUUCUUCAAUAUUCUUCUCCCACCCAUUAUCUUCCAUGCAGGCUACAGCUUAAAAAGGAGACAUUUUUUCCGGAAUAUGGGAUCUAUCCUUGCUUAUGCCUUUGUGGGGACAGUGAUUUCCUGUUUUGUUAUUGGGUUGUUGAUGUACGGCUGUGUUGUGCUAAUGAAGCAGUUGGGCCAGAUGGGGGAAGACUUCUUCUUCACUGACUGCCUGUUCUUUGGAGCUAUUGUCUCAGCAACAGACCCAGUGACAGUCCUGGCUAUCUUCCAUGAGCUACAGGUUGAUGUUGACCUGUAUGCACUGCUGUUUGGAGAAAGUGUGCUCAAUGAUGCUGUGGCCGUGGUUUUGUCCUCGUCUAUUGUUGCAUAUCAGCCGCAGGGAGACAACAGCCACACCUUUGAGGUCAUGGCCUUGCUGAAGUCUUUUGGGAUGUUCCUUGGAGUUUUCAGCGGCUCCUUCUCACUGGGAGUGGCAACAGGGAUCGUUACAGCUCUUGUAACAAAGUUCACCAAACUAAGGGAUUUCCAGCUGCUGGAGACGGCUCUGUUCUUUCUCAUGUCUUGGAGCACCUUUCUGCUGGCUGAAGCUUGUGGCUUCACAGGUGUGGUGGCAGUGCUCUUCUGUGGCAUCACUCAGGCCCACUACACCUUCAACAACCUGUCUCCCGAGUCUCAGGACAGGACAAAGCAGCUGUUUGAGCUGUUAAAUUUCCUGGCAGAGAAUUUCAUUUUCUCCUACAUGGGUCUGACCCUGUUCACCUUCCAGAACCACAUCUUUAACCCCAUGUUCAUCGUUGGAGCUUUCCUGGCAGUGUUUGUGGGAAGAGCUGCUAACAUCUACCCGCUGUCAUUCCUCCUCAAUCUGGGACGACGUAACAAGAUUAGAUCCAACUUCCAGCACAUGAUGAUGUUUGCAGGCCUGCGAGGUGCUAUGACUUUUGCUCUUUCCAUCAGGGACACGGCUACGUACGCCCGUCAGAUGAUGUUCUCCACCAAUCUUCUCGUAGUUUUCUUCACUGUCUGGGUUUGUGGCGGUGGCACCACUCAGAUGCUGUCCUGUCAGCGAAUACGAGUGGGCGUUGACUCUGAUCAAGACAACUCUAUGAGUUUCGCAGACGGUUCAGAGAGGAGAAGCACCAAACAAGAAAGCGCCUGGCUGUUCAGAAUUUGGUACAACUUCGACCACAACUACCUGAAGCCCAUCCUGACUCACAGUGGCCCCCCUCUCACAUCUACACUCCCUCCCUGCUGCGACCCCCUGGCCCGCUUCCUCACCAGCCCUCAGGCCUAUGAGAAUGAGUGCCAGCUGAAGGAUGAUGACUCUGACCUCAUCCUGACGGACGGAGACAUCAGCCUGACCUACGGCGACAUCACUGUCAGCACAGACGCUACAGGAGCCCACACCAGCGGCCGGCACGCCUCAGACGACCUGGAUAGAGAGUUAGCAUACGGAGAUAAUGAGCUGGUGAUGAGGGGCACGCGUCUGGUCCUCCCCAUGGACGACUCUGAGCCUCCGUUCACCGACCACCUGCGGAUGUAAAAAGCAGGUUUCAGCGCAGCCCGAGACAACCAUCCAUUUCAAACUGACCCAAGCCACCCAGCAAACAUUGAUUACUUGACUCUCUCUUUUCUUUCACUCUUUCAUUUUUUUUUUGUCUCCUCUUCUUUUUUCCUCAUCCCUCACUUCCCUGUCUCUACCUCAUUCUCUUUCUGCUCAUUUUCAUACUACUUCAGACAUUCCAGUUUUCUUUCUCCAUUCUGGCUCCUGUCAGUCACUUCACCGUAGCAUUGCAGCAUGAGUUCUAGUGAGUAAAUGCAAAAACGCCAACCACUACCUAAUUUAUCAGUGUGCAGUGUAUCUCAAGAGAAACUAUAAUGUUGUCAUGCAUGUGGAGGUUGCUCGUCAUUAUUUUUGUAUUUUAGAAUAUGAAGCUUUGUUUUUGGUUUGGGUCUGACUUUGAAUGUUGCUGACUUUUUUCUGCGCAUCAGAGGCAAGCUGACCCAGAGGGUAACUUUACUGUACAUUUGGUUUCAAUCAAGUGCCUGGGAAUUGUAGUUUUUAAGCAUGGCAACUCUAUACUAGAUUAUUUCUAAAAAGGACGCAGCUUUAGAGUGGUACAAAAAAAAAAAAAAGAUAUAUAUAUGUAUAUUAAAGUCCAAUGGAAGCCUCCAACCCAGAAAGGUCUCAGUAUACCGCAUGGGUGUGUGUGGCAUCGGCUUGUGCUGUUUGCUUGUUAAUAACACGUAAACAAUGUGAAGCCGCCGGGCAGCAGUGACAGCUAGUUACGGAUCUCUGCGGGUGACCUUAGACUGUGACAUUAGAGAGAUUUUGCACCUUACUUAGGAAGCCGACAGCGAUCACAGCAUAUUGACAGGUUGCUGCUCUGAAAAAGAAAAAAAAAUCCAAAUGAAGUGAAGUAAAUAAGCUCUGUGCCAUUCCUGUCAUGCAUUAUGACAUCCUGUGUAAACUGAAUCCAUUUGACCUUAAAGUGUUUUGUACGCUUUUUGCUAAGGAACAUUUUUGUCAUACACGUCUAACUUUGUUCACAUUUCAAUUAAGAUGUUUAGUUUUCAUUAAAGUCCUUAAAGUAACAUUUAGGUGCCUAAAAUUUUACACAGACAAAAAAAUUUUUUUUUCUAUAAUCUUGGAAAUUUAGGUUAUUUCUUCCUUUUGGCAUCUUUCAAUGCAUUUUUUCUUUUAAUUUAAGAUAUAUUUGCUCGAACAUCCCUCAGUUACUUAAUUUCAGCCUUUAUUAUUCACAAAUAAAACCCAUAUGUUAAGCAAAAAUAUUUAGGAUAUUAAUGUUGAUUAAUUAAUUCUAUAUUAAUUAGUUAAAUAUUCCAUUAAUUGGUGGAAUAUUUCUGUGCUGGAUCGUAUUCAUCGUCAUGCUGUCAUCACUCUUGAUCAUUUUCAAUAUUAGGGCUGCACAGCAUGCAGAAAAUAUGGCAUUAUAUCAGAUGAGGACGGCUAAAGACCGGCAAAUCAGACAGUUAUCUAAAAUGUCAUGUCCAGCUUAAUACUUCAUCUCAAAAGUCAAUUGAAAAUGCUCACUGUGAGGUCUUCAAUCUGUCGUGCUGCUCUAAUUAUAAUUCAGAAUAUUUAUGCUAUAGUCCAGAUUCCCUGGUAGGAGUAGAUAUUUGCACUGGGACUGGGACAGGUCUUCAUUUUGAAAGCGACCAGCAUUAGUUUAGCCUAAAUGUUUUAUGUUCUUUUGUUGCCCUCUUGUUUUGUACUGAAUGAGUCUUUUGAAGGUAAAACAAAACAUAAGUUUACUUGAACAAAAGUAUGUCAAUGCAAAAUCACACCUGUUACGUUUGGUUUAUUUCUCUGCAUGUUAAAGAAGAACAAAAAGCUUUUUGAGCCACUUUAGGUUGCAGAGUUUCAGGGCUACAGACCCUACAGGAAGCACAGGUCUGGUUGUCACCAUGGUUACACUGUGUUUAUUUAAACUGUAGCCAGAAAACAUUUGGUGAUUUAGCUAAACGCAACCGUUUUAGUUUUUUGUGUGAGCCAAAGAAAAUGAAGCAAUUGCAUGCAGAACAAAUAAAGGUUUUUAAGAAUUUAAAAAAUGGAGAAGAAGAAGAAGGAAAGAGUUGACAGAAGGAGGCUUGUAGAUAACGACUCUUCCUUCCUCAGUUAUCUUCUGCUGUGCAGGAACUUUUAAUUUAACUUUUUUUCUUUUCUUAGCUUGUUUUUUUUUUUUUUUUUUUUUGCUUUAACCAGGCAUUCUUUAUAACUUGUAUUAUUUUUCAUUAUUUCAGUUCAUUUUUUUUUUUUUCAAAAAGAAGUGAAGUAAAGGAAGCCUGCCAUUUGCACUCACUGUAUGCUUUUUUUUUUUUCAUUCUUUUACAUUUUUGAUGUUAAAGACAGUAAAACAAUAUCAUUUCUAACAAUGACGGAUAAAUCCAUGUUUAGUAAAAGUUUCAUUCCUUUUGUAAAGAUAUAUUUCUGCAUAGCAGCAACUGUAAAGAUGAUUUCAUGCAUUUAUUUCCCCCCAUCUUUGGUACUUUUUAAGUUGUUUGCAACAAGAGGAUUUUGCCAUGAUUUCUUCAGAGCACAAAUGACCUUCUGCUGAUUGUGUAUAUUUGGAAAAAAAAAAUCUGAAUCUGAGCAGAACUGUUUCUAUCCAAGUGACCCAUCAAUCAAUGUUAACGACCUUGGUCUCGUUGUUUUCUGCUCUGCCAGUACGUGUGCUGUUUCUGCUCUCUGAUUGGUAACUCGUAACAAGCUUUGAUCAGUGGAAAUAUUAUCUCAAGUAGCUGACCAAAGAGGCCUGCUGUGCUCUGUGUUUCAGACACUCCGCAUUCUCUUCAUACAGCAUAUUCCCUUCGUGUGAAUGUAUCUAAAUGCCUGCAAGUGUUUAUGGAUGUGAGUCCGACAAAAAAAAAAAAAUACUGUGUCCUCUCUUUUUUUUUGUAUUUUUUUUUUUACCUUUGUUGCAGAUACUGUUUACAUCUGUGUAAAUAUACUCUCACCUGUUCUCUGUGCGUGCAACGGUCAAUAAACAGAAGCCUUUGCAUUUGAUUAUA
This is a messenger RNA of Cyprinodon tularosa, 5166 nucleotides long. It is a transcript of the gene slc9a6a, whose product is annotated as solute carrier family 9 member A6a. Lineage: Eukaryota; Metazoa; Chordata; Actinopteri; Cyprinodontiformes; Cyprinodontidae. The transcript has 16 exons. Gene Ontology annotation, cellular component: membrane; recycling endosome. Bases 131 to 2176 code for a protein of 681 amino acids. The record is from RefSeq and is a predicted model, not a curated record. Gene Ontology annotation, biological process: proton transmembrane transport; regulation of pH; sodium ion transport. Gene Ontology annotation, molecular function: sodium:proton antiporter activity.